Molecule: messenger RNA, 747 nt
Organism: Penaeus indicus
Lineage: Eukaryota; Metazoa; Arthropoda; Malacostraca; Decapoda; Penaeidae
Product: zinc finger protein 782-like
Exons: 5
Biological process (GO): regulation of transcription by RNA polymerase II
Cellular component (GO): nucleus
Molecular function (GO): RNA polymerase II transcription regulatory region sequence-specific DNA binding; DNA-binding transcription factor activity, RNA polymerase II-specific
Source: RefSeq, a predicted model, not a curated record
GUAGGGGCGGACUGUAGCAGUGAGAUGAUGUGGAGAGGAGCCCCAAGUGCUGGCAAAGGCCUCGUUUCCGGCGGCAAGAUCCACCAGUGUCCCUCUUGUCCUUACAGCACCAAUAUUACCACAAAUUUGAAGAAACAUAUUCGCACUCAUACAGGGGAGAGGCCAUUUCCAUGCCCAUACUGUCCUUUCCGGGCAAUUCAGGAAGAAAACCUUAAAGUUCAUAUCCGGACACAUACAGGAGAAAAGCCAUAUGCAUGCCCCCACUGUCCAUUUCAUGUGGGGCUGGAAGGUGACGAUCAGAGGCCUGGUGGGCGAGGAAACGUGGGCCCCAAGAAGCAACAGUGUCCCUACUGUCCGUACAGCACCAAUUUCACAACAAACCUAAGGACUCACAUGCGCACACACACUGGGGAGAAGCCCUUUUCAUGUCCUCACUGUCCAUUUCAGACCACAACUAAGGCAAACCUGAAGAGAGAAUUAGAAACUCAUGUUAGGCCGGACUGUGAUGAUCAGUGGCGAGCUCAGAGAACAAGCAAGGGAAUCGGGAAAGGCCUCACUACCUCUGUCAAGAUGCACCACUGUCCCUACUGUUCAUAUUCAUCCACAACAAAGACAAACUGCACCAACCAUAUGCGUACACAUACUGGAGAAAAGCCCUUUUCAUGUAAUCUUUGUCCAUUCCGUUCUAGCCAGAAAGAGAAUAAGGAACAUAGAUGUAAUCAGUGCCAAUUAAAUCUAGAUCAUUAA